CAGAAAAAGCUACCAGAGGGAUUUCCGGCCGCCGCCAUCUCUCGUUCCCCGGUCGUCGCCAUAAAACCCUGCCGACCCUUUGACCGUUCCUUCCACGCUACUCUUCCUAUCCAAGCAAUUACUACACGUCAAAGCCCCACUAUACCAAACUAACUUCACAUUAGACACAUUUCGCCCUCGAUUCUUCAUCUUUAUCAGUUAGCGCCUAAUCGCUUCGUCACGUCCCAUCUUUUCUCCCCAAUUCCCUCAAACUAGAACACUCGUCCAUCAAGCCUUUUUACCGAAACCCAAGUUUAUAAAUCGUUCUUUCUUUUGAUUCCCCCAUCCUCAACUUACCCAAUUUCCCUAAUGUCGUCUUACGGCCGAUCAUACUCUUCCGAGUCCUAUGCGCCGUCGGCGCCUUCCUUGCCGGAAUCCUACAGUCAGCAAGAAGACGAUCGUCGUUCCUAUGGAAGCUCUCGGCCGCAGUCUAGUGGAUAUGGAGUUCACCAGAAUCAUCAGCAGCAGCAGCAGUAUCACCAGCCCCCGCCGGCGUAUGGGCAGGGGCAGGGGCAGAGCAGUUCUCCAACGGGGUACUCGGGUUUCCCGCCGGGGACCCAUCCGGAUGUGAUUAGGAGCUUUGAGAUGGUGGAUGUUGAUCGAAGUGGGUAUAUUGAUGAGAAGGAGCUGCAACGAGCUCUCUCUUCUGGGUAUCAGAGGUUUAACCUCAGGACUAUUAGGUUGCUCAUGUUUCUCUUCAAGAAUCCCCACGAUGCUCUUCGAAUUGGGCCUAAAGAAUUUGCAGCUCUCUGGAGUUGUCUCGGCCAAUGGCGGGCCAUAUAUGAUAGAUACGAUAGGGACAGGAGUGGGAAGAUUGAUCUGUUCGAACUGAGGGAUGCCCUUUACGGGCUAGGAUAUGCAGUCCCACCUUCUGUUCUUAAAAUACUCAUGUCCAAGUAUGAUGAUGGAAGUGGCAGGAAGAUUGAACUUGGUUUUGAUAGUUUCGUCGAAUGUGGACUGAUUUUGAAGGGAUUAACAGAGAAGUUCAAGGAGAAGGAUAAGCGAUAUGUAGGUCAAGCAACUUUCAACUAUGACGAGUUCAUGUCCACGGUCCUACCCUUCCUAGUGGCAUACGAUUGAUUCUGAAACCUCCACCGACGAAUUGCCAGCCCGUUUCGGAAUUCAA
Linum trigynum is the source of this 1165-nucleotide messenger RNA. The record is from the annotation of a GenBank genome assembly. Lineage: Eukaryota; Viridiplantae; Streptophyta; Magnoliopsida; Malpighiales; Linaceae.